UGGGGCAGUUAAAGAGCUCGUGGACAAUAGCAGCCAGAAAGUCGAGUAAAAUACCUUAUGUGUUGUCUCAUUAAUUUACUUAAAUUUCAGAAUAGUUUUGCAUUCUUUAUUUUUCAGUUCAAGACAAUGCUGCAUCAGUUCCUUGUUGACUCAGACGCACUUGUGAGUUUAUAGUGUUAUACAAAUUUUAUAUAUAUAUUUACACAUACAUAUAUCUAUGCGCACAUGCACCGGUACAAAUGGAUUCGCACAUAUGACUCCUGAAAUAGACAAAAGUCAGUCUUUCCGCCUCCUUGCACAGCUUCCUCCAUGCACGUCUUUGCUAAGGCGCAGCCCUAAGUUGUAAAACGAGCCGGAUUGCUUCUGCUUGAACAAGGUGAAGGAAAUGGCAACGCUCUUCUAACUUGGCUCAAAGCGUGCCGGGCUUAUUGGAUAGGUUUCUUGGAGUUUUAUGACUGACCCUAGUGGAUAAGGUACUGAAAUCACAACAGAAAGGUUUCAGCUUUUUCGAACUGGCAUACGGAGGCAGGUACCUGCAGUCGGUGGUGCGUUUUAAGCAGACAUACUGAUAUUACCGGCAGUUACCCCUGGAUUUUGCAUUUGUUACAGAGUGCUACUACUGCCUGUCAAAAUUCCAUUGAUGGAAGAAGAAUAAACAUACGAGGAUAAUUAUUUAUUUAUAAGUGCUUUCAUAUGGUGAAUGUCUUCUGAUGAUGAUUUGUGAACAUACCAAACAUUGGCUGAAAAGAGGUUUGUUAAAAUCAGUAACUACGUGUGAUGAAGAAGAGAGCUCAAAUGAACUUUGUUUAAACAUCAUAAGAAAAUAUUAUUUAAAAGAACAGUGACACAUCACCUUUUAUUUUGUCUUCUAACUGGGUGUAAAAAUCAAAACGUGUGGAAAAAAUGUCACAUUUUUAACAUGUUAGAGGCUUCUAUCAUGUUUAUUGUGUCACUUCAUGACAAAACUGCAAGCAAUUGACAAAGGAGUAUUGUGGUGUCCUGAAUAAUUUGAUGACCGAAAAUUGUGGAAGUCUUAACUUUCAGACCUGCAGAAAAAGUCAAGGAAGAAGCUUUAUUUGACUAACGCUGACUUACAAGGAAUUCCAUGAUAAAGAAAAUUAAAAUCCUAACAGAACCGUGAUACAGACCUCCUGUAACAAUGUAUUACAAAGCUCCGAAAAUACUCAUCUGUAUAGUGGAAGGACUUCGGCUUUUGGGUUUGUUGGCUGGCUGAGUUGAAGAGGAGUGCUUCUUGGAUUCAGACUGGCAGACAUAUUUGAUCAUUGAAUCCUGCUGAGCAAUUACUUCAUAAAACAAUCAACUCAUGAGUUGAUUAACCAUCUUUUUAGUUGAUCUCUAAUAUCUGCAUCUAACUUGUAGAAGAAACCAAGAAUGCUGCAUCUUAUGGCAUUUCCAUUUUUUGUGAAUAAGUGUCUGUAAGUUCUGGAUGACAGCAGGGAAGAACAUCUUCAUCUAUGGAGCCAAAUGAGUAAAGAUUUCUUCCAGUUCAGAAAAGUCAUAUAUCUGGAAGUAUAAAUCAGAGUAAGUUAUGACUUCGUCUUCUUCUGGCAUCACCACACGGAGCAUGUCAGCUGCAACCGUUAAUGUCACAAGCAAUGAAUCGCAUUGUCAUCCGCAAAGAGAUGAGGUCAUAUCCCUUCUUAUUUCCAUGUACAGCAUCGUGUUCAUUCUUGGUCUCCUGUUUAACACUUUAACAGCCUAUUUGACUUGGAGGCAGAUUAGAAAAAAGAACAUACUUUCUGUGUACUUAUUCAGCUUAUCGCUGUGUGACCUACUUUACAUAUCGACACUCCCUAUUUGGAUUGUAUAUUUUUCUAAUAAACACAAAUGGUUCUACGGGACAUUUGCUUGUCAGAUAACAGGGUUUAUAUUUUUUACAAAUGUGUACCUGAGCAUUUUGCUUUUAUGUUGUAUUUCUAUUGACCGCUACGUUGCUGUUGUAUAUUGUUUGGAAUCCAGGGGUAUAAGGCGCCAAAAACCAGCGGUGAUAAUCACUUUGGUAAUCUUCAUAGCAGUAGCCAUAGUUCAUUCACCUGUCUUCACAAUGGACGAUGGGGUAAAAGCUAACAAUUCAACUUGUUUUGAAACAUUACCAAUGAACUCACUUAUUGCAGCUUUUAAUUAUGCCAGAUUUGUUAUUGGUUUUUUCAUACCAUUAGUUGUUCUUAUUUUUACUAAUUAUAACAUAUUCAGGAGCACAGCCACAAGCAAUGGCUUGAGUGAUGCACAGAAAAGCAAAGUUAAGUAUCUGGCAGUUGCAGUUAUUUCAAUAUUUUUAAUCUGCUUUGCGCCAUACCAUUUUAUUCUUUUGAUCAGAGCAGUUGUCUUUACUUUAUACCCAAAUGAUACAUGCUGGUUUGAAGAAAAAAUCUAUAAAUCUUCUGUGGUAUUUCUGUCAUUGGCAACUUUUAACAGCAUUGCUGACCCAAUUAUUUAUGUACUGGCAAGUGAUAACAUACGAAAAGAAAUUAUGCAAGACUUGCUGAGCAUCAGAUCGUUGCAGUUUAAAAGUGAAAGCAGUACCACACCAAAAUGUCAGUAUUCUAAAGGGUCUUCAGACUCUCAACAUGUGGAAGAAAAACCGAGUUAAAGAACACCUUCAUAAAGAAAUUACAAAUAUUCUUGAAAUCCUGUCUAUCUUAAAAACGUACAACAUAAAAAUAAUUUAAUGCUAUGUGCAGGUGUUUGAGUUGAAUCAGAAAGAUGUCUUCUGUAUUAUGUAAAAAAAAAUACUGUACUCUAUUAUAGCACUUAAUUUUUGCAGGAAUUAUCAGUAUGCACUGCACAGUUGUCUAGUCAAAAGGCUGAGUCUUGCAGCUUUACAUUUUUGAAUGUGUUAUUGCAGCAUUUAAUAUGUAUUUUGCAACAACAUUCCUUCAAAAUGGUAGAAGAAACAGGUAAACACUGAAUCUCAGUAGCAGUGUAAAUGAGCAUGUUCAUCUUUAUAGCCCAGCUUUUAUAAAUUACCAAACUGAUAUUGCAAAAGAACUGCUGGUUAUAGGUAACUGAAUAUGCAGGAUCCUACCCAGCUGUUUGGUGCAGAACUUAGUCAUUAACUUAAACUCUAGCAGAUAGGGCUGAACUAGUGAGACUAUGUAAUGGAAUACCUGGCUGGAUGGAUGGAUGGAAGAGAGCAGGUAAAUGUUGACUACCCAUCUGCUGGAAGGAAGGCAAUUAUUCACAAUGUACAGUUGCAGGUUUUAUAAAUUGUUUACCAUCCCUAUGGGUGUUGUAAAAUGUCAUGCUAAACUAUAUAAAAUGAAGGAAAACUUAAUUAUGAGAAGUAAUAAAUGGCGAGGUAGAUAACAGUAAAUUUGACAGGAUUUCUUACGAUGGGAGUCAGCUGACUACUCCUUACGUAUAUAGAUUUCCCCUAAAGGGUGGCUGACUGGAUUCCAUAUUGGAACAGAACUUUAUGGUGAAACAAAGUACAUUAUCUGGUUACAUUAGGAAAACUGUACAGAAACAGUGGACAACUUUUUAUUAUUAAUAAACAAGAUGGUAAUGUGUCAGGACCAGAACUGGUUUCCCACCACCACAACCCUGCUUAAUUCUCUGGUUCUUCUCCCUGCCUAUGCUUUCCACACACACCCCCAUCCCCCAGUUAAUCCAGCUAAGCUGCCCCUUACAUCUCUGGGUAUUAUCCUUAUGAUGCAGACUUGUAAUGUCUGGAGAGCGAGAGGUCCCACAGGGAGGCAUGAGACAUGGCCCUGAGAGCCUUCAUUUACUCAGCAUGUUGUCAGCAGUACCUAGCCUUAUGACAGGUCCCAGUACAUUGAUAUUAUGAUGGCUCACUGGUUGUGCAAUGACGACUGCCUUGCAGAAGCUCUUUUACCAGACACUUAGUAGCCAGUAGCCUGCCUCCUAGCCCUCCCACAUGCCUGCAGAUCAUUUCUACAUUCCGAUUUGGCCUCCACUAGGGCACAGUGAUAUCAGAGCUCAUCAUUCUGCUUCCCUUCUAAGACGGGCAUAACCGUACUCAUUCUGUGCACAGUCUGACAACCAAAUCGCUAAUCAAAUCCUGGUCACCUAGGCCAUUCUCAGGGCUUUAUUCCUGUACACCAUCUGUGUAGGCAAAUAUGUCUUUUAGAAUGAACAGAAACUUAGAAGAUCAACUUAUGUAUGAGGAUAUCUGAAGUCAUUAAUAGGAAGAGAGAGAGACAGAAACAUUAAAAGGGAGCACCCAUUGCCAACCUUGCCAUAUUCUUAAAUUUGUUUUAAAGAAAAAUUACAAGUUUUGCAUUUAAUCACUGAAAAUGUAUAUGGAAUGUGUAGUUUAUAUGGCUACAUGUAUAUGUAGAUAGGUCCUAUUACAGUGCAAAAACAAAAGGAAACUUGGGGACCAUGCACAGAAAUAUACAUUGCCCAUCAGAAAUAAAAAUAUGUUCAAUGAUUUGACUAAAUGUUUUGAUGAGCAGUGAAAUAGUGAACAUUAUUUCAACUUCCUGGUUAUUAUCAGUGUUUAUAAAAGUGUACAUGGGGUGUGAUAUUGACACUAGACUGCUUAUGAAAAAAAAAAUCAGAAUUACAGACCAUGCCGGGAUCCCAACUGAUUUCAGGUUUAAAUGAAGAAUUUAGUAUUGGACCAGUAAUUGGCAGAAAUGUUGUUUAGCUAAGUUGUAUUUGUAGAUGUGCAAUGUGACUAUAUAUGUACACACACAUAUACUGGCAGAUAAUGUCCUUUCAUCACUCAUUUCAUAUUGUCUUAAGAUUUAUUGCUCAAGACCAUCAGUGCUUAUGCAUAUUUGCUGAUGUUGUAGUAUUGUCCUCAACUUGUAUUGGUUUGUUUGGAUUCUAAAUAUGUGACCUCAGAAACAAAGAGCAAGACAAUUUUAUGCAGUAUCUUAUUGAUAUGUCUUUCUCUGAGGUCUAGUGACCUCAGAUUGAUAGUAUUAAAGUAAGUAUGAUGUGGUGGUGAGGAGCACUUAACAUAAGUACAUUUUAUCUGUUUUUUUCCUGAGCUGCAUUUGCAUAAAAACUGUUUAAGUUGAUGUACAUAUUUAGAUGUUUUGUGUGUUUGAACUCUAAGUCUUAUGUAAUUGCAGCUGGGCACUUUGAUGAGACACAGUGAACACCUAUGCACUUGUGUGUGCACAUUUUAAUUGUUUUCUGAUUAAUUUUGUCACUGGUUGAAUUCAUUGUAUUAAGCUAGAGUCAACUGAUGGGUUGUCAGCUAUAUCAUAAAAUAUAGCAAUUUUUGGAUCGUCCCAGUUGUGAGACUGUGAAGUUUGUAUAUGUAAGUCAGGGGUGGGUGGGAACAGAGUGCCACAUUAAAUCAGUAGGGAGAUGCAUAAAGGUUACCACAAAGUGUACACUUUGUAUAACCUAUCUGAAUACAAAAAUAGCCCUACCACAAUGAUUUUGCUGUCUAUUCACUCAGAAAGGUUAGUCAAAGUGUAUACAUAGUGUACAAUUUGUGGUAACGUUUAUGAAUCCCCCAUGUAGUUUUGUAUGUGGGGUAGAUUUAAGUAUAUAGGAUAGUGGCAGUCUGUUUUUGUUUUACAGUUGAGUUAGGUUUUAAGUGGUAGGUUUGCAAUGGCAUAAUGUAAAGUAGUUGGUUUACAUGUAAAUUUGUUGUAGUUCAGCAGCUGUAUUCAGUGAUUAAGGUGUGCUGUCCAUGAGAUAAUGUGACACUAUGAAUGUGACCAGUGAUGAUUGGUAAUAUAAUUGUUAUAGCUAGGUUCUUAUACAGGUUUCUCCAUUAUUACCAAAUGUCAUGCUUAUAUACAGGUUGCAGCCAACAGAGAGCUGUGUUGGAAAUUUGCUGUCCCAUAUAUUAUUAUUGGUCAAUCUAAAUUAUCUAACACCUUUUAAAGCCGUUGAUUCAUUAGAGGUGCACUUCAUUGCUAGCCACUGCUUUUGUGACAGUAUGAGGUGUGAUGAAGCUUUUAAAGCUGCUAGAUAUUUUGCAUUUUUAUACUUUUCAUUUUUUUAAUGGUAAUUUAUUUGGGUAGCUAGAUCUCCCCAGUUAUUAUAAAGAUUCAUGAUCAGGACUCCAACUAUAAUAUUGUAUUCUCUAUUGUGUAUUCAGGAAAAUGAUUCCAAGAAAUUCACAUAUACAAUGGAGUCUAUUUCUCAGGUUCAUAAAAUAACUGGUUAUGAUUAGUGACCCACAUACUACUUUGCUUUAUUAAUCUGUCUGAACAGCUGGCCCAGUAGUUUCUAACUGUAGGUUAAAAUUGUUAGUAAAAUUAGAAAGUCAAUAAUGCUUGGAUGAUACUUGCCGUAUAACAGAAAAAGCUGUCGGAAAUUCUUAGUGACAUCUCACUUUUGCAUAGAGAACUGGAAGCUUUCCUGAAGGGGGUACUAGUGUACUUUGGAAUGAAUUGAAAUGACUGUGGUGAGCCAUUGGCCAACUCUUUUGCAAAAUUAAUCUUAGAAGAAAAUGGAUAGUGUAGACAUGCAAACAUUACAUGCUUACAUUGCCCCUGUAUGAUAGUGUUCUGGAAGUAGUAGGCUCUGCUUUGUGAAACACUGAGCAUGACAUCACAAACUGAGGAGGUAAUUUGGACAGGGGCUUGUACCAAUGCCUUACUUUAUGUAAAAGGUACAAACCAAAGGGUGAAAAGGUCACACAGACAAACCAUUCAGUAAAAACUUUAAUAAAGACACAGAAAAACCAAAGUCUUAACUGCAAGGGGUCAUUUGCAUUAUAUCCUAAAAGCCCGCACUGUAGGAGGUUUAAGGUAUUACAUAGUGAAUAUUCCAUCCAGCUUGGCUGGGUCUUUCAUGCAGUUUUUAUAUUACAUGUAAGGCAGAUGAAGGUGCCAAACUGUGCAAUUAAAAUGUCAUUGUGCAAUUAAUUAUAGCAAACUAAAAUGUCUUCUUUUAAGUGUGUAUUGUGUCAUGUAAAAUAUAUGGCAUAGUUUAAUGUUGUUGAAAGUAUUUAUGGAUAUCUAUGAAAGUUCUUCAUUUUCUGUUAUAUUUUAUGUUGUUGAAAGUAUUUAUGGAUAUCUAUGAAUGUUUCUUAUUGUUAUCUAUACGUGUUCCUCACUGAAUAGUCUUUUCUGAGGCAUGGUAUAACAUAACAUAAGUGUCUGUAUUGUGAUUUUUAUGGUGCAGAAUUUUGAUAAUUUGGAGUGAAUUUAGAAAUGCACAGUUGAUGAAAAUAUAGCAUUGUUUAUUGAAAUAGAUACAUUUCCUGACAACAUGGGAAUCGUGUUUGUGUUGUAUAGGCAUGAGUUGUAACACCAGGAAUUAAACUGUCAUAAUUACGUUGUUAUACACCACUCUCCAUGCAUUACAGAUAAUUUUUAUAUGCUUUUCCUAGAAAAAAAAACAUUACAAUAUAACCUAUACAGUUAUGGCUAGUGACUAACAACUGAAGAUGGCAUAUGCCAGUAGCAUAUGUUGAAAUCACUGAUCACUAAGAAAAAGAAAAUAAUUGCUUUGCAAAAUUCUAGUUUAGUUCUAUACACCAUAAACAAUUAUGUAUCUCCACCAUGGUGAGCUGAAUAUUAGUCCCUUUCAAUACCGCGGGUAACUUUAGGUCCUGUCUUAAGAUCACUUGAGGUUACAUGAUGAACAGUUUGAGGGUUAAAGUACCUGUGUAUAGUUUCCUCUAUAUUAUGUAUCUAACAGUUGUGUGUGUAAGUAACAAUGAUAUCACAUCCACAGCUUUAUGUUUGAUACUAGAAGAUCCUGUAGAAACUAGGAAUUGCAAGAAAUUCGACUUUCUGGCAAGAUGUAAAUGUAUAAAAGUUGUAUAUUUCUUUUUACUGAUAUGUGUAUUGUUAUUGGCUUAUAUAUUUAAUGUUCUGUAUAUAUUGCUUGCCUGUACUCUAAAUAUUUAUAUACAUAUUAAAGUGAUAACAUGA
Molecule: messenger RNA, 7838 nt
Organism: Protopterus annectens (West African lungfish)
Lineage: Eukaryota; Metazoa; Chordata; Ceratodontiformes; Protopteridae
Gene: GPR132
Product: G protein-coupled receptor 132
Exons: 7
Coding region: 1550-2611 (353 amino acids)
Biological process (GO): negative regulation of G2/M transition of mitotic cell cycle; G1/S transition of mitotic cell cycle; G protein-coupled receptor signaling pathway
Cellular component (GO): membrane
Molecular function (GO): G protein-coupled receptor activity
Source: RefSeq, a predicted model, not a curated record